Sesamum indicum (sesame) is the source of this 1835-nucleotide messenger RNA. Its product is annotated as SNF1-related protein kinase regulatory subunit gamma-1. The record is from RefSeq and is a predicted model, not a curated record. NCBI's taxonomy places the organism in Eukaryota, Viridiplantae, Streptophyta, Magnoliopsida, Lamiales, Pedaliaceae.
GGAUUAGGGUGUAAAGCUUGAAAGUAGAGCUCUCAUGGCUGACAGCCAAAGCAUGAUCCGAAUUUCAGCAUCCUCACCUUUGACUGGGAGGGCUAUGGCUACUCUCCGACAAGCGUCAGCAGAUGAAUCGUCAAUGGGGCAACAUCAACAUCAAAAAUCCCGGACCGUAGUAUUACGUUGCAUCAUCUCGUAUCAUAAGAAAACCACCCCUGUAUACAUACGCUGUUCAGAACCAUGGUUGCUGUUUGCCCACCAAUUUUUUUCAAGAAAGUUUCACCAUUUUACAAGUUGCCCAACUUUUGUCAUUUCCAGCAGUUUGAUUUUUUCUGGUUGAAACUUUUAAUUGAUCGGAAGUGUGUGUACUGUGUGAAAAUAUAUACAUACGUAUUGAUAUACAUAUAUAUAUAUAAAUAGAGAGAGAGAGAGAGAGAGAGAGAGGAGAGUGUGAGUGAGGGGAGAAUGAAUCGUCUAGAGAUGAUGACGGUGGCGGUGGAAGAAGGUGAAACACCGACGAGCCCAGGAGUGAAGUUGGGAAUGCAGGUAGAGGAUUUGUGGGAUGUACAGGGGUCUCAGCUGAGCCCAACCGAGAAGCUUAAUGCUUGUUUUGAGAGUAUUCCUGUCUCUGCCUUUCCCCCUGCUCCUUCCUCCCAGGUUGUUGAGAUAAGCUCCGACACGAGUCUGGCGCACGCCGUCAAGUUACUGGCCCAGCACAAAAUACUGAGCGCACCAGUCGUAGACGUCAGAGCACCUGAAGAUGCCAGUUGGAUCGACAGAUAUAUAGGCAUCGUGGAGUUUGCUGGCAUUGUUGUAUGGAUAUUACAUCAGUCUGAAAAGAUGGAAGGCAACAGCUUCGGUCCAGCAACUAAUGACUUUGAAGAUGAUGCUGGCCCUGCCGUUGCAGCAGCAGCCAGUGGAAUGUCUCCCCUGAGGUUUAAAAGCAUGCAUCCUGACUCUGCUUCUGCAACUUGUGGAAAUUUCUUUGAGACUCUUACGGCCUCUGACUUCUACAAAAACACAAAGGUGGGAGACAUCUCAGGAUCUUUUCGCUGGGCUCCGUUUCUUGCACUGCAGAAAGCUAACUCAUUCUUAACAAUGCUUCUACUGCUGUCCAAGUACAGAAUGAAGAGCGUUCCUGUGGUUGAUUUGGGGGAAGCAAAGAUUGACAACAUUAUCACUCAAAGUGCAGUUAUCCGCAUGCUACAAGAAUGUGCUGGGCUCCAUUGGUUUGAAAGUUGGGGUUCAAAGAAGCUAUUUGAAUUGGGCCUCCCUUUAAAGGAAUCGAGCAACAUAAUCAAGGUGUACGAGGACGACCCUGUGCUGCAUGCAUUUAAGCUUAUGAGACAAAGGGGAGUCGGAGGCCUCCCAGUGGUUGGACGUGGCGGAAGUAAAGUAGUUGGUGAUAUAACCAUCAGAGAUAUCCAAUUCCUUCUCAUUGCACCAGAAAUCUACAAGGAAUACAGAUCUAUUACUGCCAGGAACUUCCUAACAGCAGUUACAAGCUAUCUAGAGGAGCAUCAAAACGAGACGCCUAUGUCGAGCGGCAUGGUGAUGUGCCAUAGAGACGAUGCGUUGAAGCAAGUGAUUAUGAAGCUCGAUUCUGUCAAGAUCCAGCGCAUUUACGUUGUGGACGAUGGUGGGAACCUGGAGGGGGUCAUCACAUUGAGAGACAUAAUAUCGAGGCUGGUACACGAGCCUCGUGGUUAUUUUGGGGAUUUCUUCGAUGGUGUGUUGCCGCAGCCUGCCAAUAGCAGGGUCUAAUAACUGGUGGAGCUGCUGUCUUGAGAAAAGCCGGUGGUCGAUUUAGGGUGAGUUUGGCAUAACGGUUGAAACUUUCA